Molecule: messenger RNA, 3738 nt
Organism: Scatophagus argus
Lineage: Eukaryota; Metazoa; Chordata; Actinopteri; Scatophagidae
Gene: ankmy1
Product: ankyrin repeat and MYND domain containing 1
Exons: 20
Coding region: 166-3615 (1149 amino acids)
Molecular function (GO): protein binding
Source: RefSeq, a predicted model, not a curated record
ACAACCAGCGCCCACGGGAAAAGUCAAAACUCAAAUCUGACUUCUGACCGCUGAAGUUUUAUCCUUUAGCGUCUUAGUUCUUUGUUCAUUCUAACGUUAAUUAAUAAAUAUAUUAAUUGUUGCACUCAAAUGAAUUCGGGUGAAUAAUUUUAAGAACGGAGUGAAAUGCUGUCGACCUCCAGAGGUGUUGCGGUGCAUCCCGGGCGAGGUGGUGCGUGGCCGCCGGGGGCAGGGACGCAACCCAUCGGCCCCGGAGGAGCUCAUAGCGGCGAGGAGAGAAGACAAGGGCUCGGUGUUCAGGAGUGGCACGACGGUUCCAGAUAUGAGGGAGAGUUUGUGAACGGGUUAAAACACGGCAAAGGAAAAUACACCUGGAGAAGUGGAGAGUACUACGAGGGCUCUUUCUACAAAGACUACAGACAUGGGGACGGGCAGUACUGCUGGCCCACAGGCCACAAGUUCACUGGCAAGUUUUACCUCAACAGAAAGGAAGGAUACGGACAUCAGCUGUUUCCUGAUGGAGCCACCUUUGAGGGUUUGUACCGCAAUGACCAGAGGUUUGGUCCUGGUGUGAUGAGUUACCCAGAUGGGUGUAAGGAUGUGGGUCUUUGGCUCGGGGAGCGCCUGCUAAAGCUCUGCGCCUCUGUAGAGGAGGGCUUUAGCUUGAAGAACUUUCCUGAAUAUGCUGCGUACAUGGACCCAGCUGCCGCCACAAACUCUUUGACUCAGCCUCCCACUAGUGGUCUCGGGACAGAAGCCAGGACAGACUCCAAGGUGGCUAUGUACAGCGAUCUUCUGUCAGACGAGGAUUUUAUCCUCCCCCCGGGCAUUGAAAGUUACUCAACAGAUGGUGAUCACUUGCCGCUACCCCCUGGCCGCAGGAGAGAGUUGGAUCAACGCUUUUAUGGCGAGCUGUGGGAGCCAGACCCCCAUUCGUACCAAGGCUAUGAGCGAGACCCGCUUUCCGCCCUGCCCUUACAGGCCCGAAUGCAGGCUCACAUAUACAAACACAGACUGCAGGUUAAAAAUGUGGGCUGGGAUGUUGGCGCUGUUCUGUCUCUGAACAGAGAAGAUUUUGGUCCUAAAGGGCCUCUGGAAGUCAAUUCAGAGUUGUUGAUCCAGUGCGCCUCCCAAGGGGAACUGCAGGCUGUCUCACAGAUCCUCCAGACCGGUUUGAUCCACCCUGAUGUAGCAGAUUCACAGGGACACACUGCACUGAUCGCUGCCACAGUAAACUGCCAUAACGAUGUGAUCCAGCUGCUGUUGGACGUGGGUGCUGAUAUUGACAAGUUGAAUUGUGAAAGCAUGUCUGCACUGGCUGUUUGUCAUGUCCUUUACUACCCUUUUCAGUCUCUGCACACCACAUUCACUGAACCAUCCGCCAAGAGUCAGGAUUUGAGUUCCCCGUUUGGAUAUGGAAAUAGUCCCCAGGUCAGCCAAGCGGACUUCACUGCAGACACACCCAGGUUUAACAACAGACCUCAGACGGCUAACACAGCUCCGAGCCGCCAGACCAGCUGGAUUCUCCUCUCUGACCAGUCAGCAGAAGAACCAGCAGAGUCCAUCUUACAUCACAGCAGUAAAGUGUCCAGAGACAGUGAACCCAUCAGUGAGCGCUGGCCUGACGUGAAUGAACCCGAGAUGCCUUCAGAGACUGAACACCUACAGGGGGAGGAGAGAGAGGAGAAAGAGGGAGAAGCAAGGAAAGAGGACUGCAAAGAGAGAGAGGGACAGGUUAAAGAGGGAGAAAAAAGGAAUCAGAAGGACCAAUUAGAGACGGAUAGCAGAUGUGAUCAAACAUGUGAAAAUGGAGAAAGUGAGAUAAAAGGGAAGGAAAAAGAAUUCAAGCAGCUGCAGGAAGAUAGAGAAACAGAAUCAGGAAAAGAGGAUACGGAGGUGAGGGAGGAGGAUGAAGAAGACGUUGAGAACAGUGCAAGGAAUAUUCAUGAAGAGGAUAUAAACGAGAGAGAAGAGAGAGGAAGUGAGUGUGUGUCUGGUUUGGAGCGCUCCAUAUCGGUGUUGGAUGGUCACAUUGUAGUGGGCAGCGUUCAGUGGAAGGACUGUCGAGCUAAGGCAGCAGGAAGAGUUCAGCAGGGCAAACACAAAGAACGGACCCCAAAAUCGACCUUUGACUCUGCUUGCUCUGUCAGCAGCUAUAACAUCCAGGUCACAGAGGAAGUGAUGCAGCGUUCAGCCGAAGCGCUGAGUCGCACAGGGAUUCCUCAGCGCCCUGACACACAGGAGACUGUGCGCAAAAUGGCUGCCAUGAAAACUGAACACCGUGCUCGUUUGAACACCCUGAAGCUGUUGCUGGAACGGGGUGCUGACCCCAAUGUGUCCAGGGUCCCUAUGCCUGUCCUCUUUUUAGCCAUCAUGGCAGCUGACAUUGAGGCCGUCAGGAGACUCCUGCUGUGCGGAGCUCACACAGAUAUUCCCCUUCCACCUGAGAGGAAAGGCCUGUAUCCCCUGCAUGUAGCUGCAGCACUGCCAGGUUCAGCAGGUCCCAGAAUCACAGAGCUGCUGCUCCACUCUGUCACCGACCCAGACGCACAGGCGUGCGACCACAACGAGAUCUUUGAGCCAGAUAAGAUUUUCAUGAAGGACCAGGAGCCACUGAGCGCAUCUGAGAGCCCACGUCUCAAAGAAGGAGGCCGAACAGCUCUGCAUGUGGCCUGCCAGAGAGACAGCGACUACCAGAAUGUCAGUAAGGUGGUAGCUCUCCUGCUCUCCCACAGAGCAAGCACAGACCUCCUCUGGAGUGGACACUCACCUCUCUCCCUGGCUAUAGCAACUGGGAAUGACCUGGCAGUGGAGGAGCUGUUGAACGGAGGCGCAGAUCCCAACAUCCCCCUGGGCCGCAGGGUGGGCAGUGCCCUCUGUGCCCUCGCCAACAUCAACUACCACCUGGGCGGCAACAGAAUUAAGCUGCUGGAAAUGUUAGCUAAGGCUGGUGUUGACAUCAUGAUGCCAGUUACAGUGGGUGAUGUUGUGGGAACUGCAGUCGACUAUGCGUACUACUGCUUCAACCAGGACGUGACUAUUGCUAAGACUCCCUUCCACGCUCUGAACACGCGAGAGAGGCAAACAUUCAGAGCACGACGCCAACUGCUGAGAAUGAUGGGAGAGCUGCUGAGAGAGACUGCCGGCCGGAGGGAGCGGGAGAAUUCAGACCGAGAACGACAAGGCAGCAGUAGUACUGAAAGGAUUGUGUACCCGGGGAAAAGUGCCAUUUCCUUUCUACCACCCAUAACAGAAAUACACAGGAAACCAGUGUUAAAGUUCUGCUACCAAUGCGGUCGCUCUGUGUCUGUGAAGCUGACCGCUUGCAGCCGCUGCCACAGGGUCUUCUACUGCUCCAGGACCUGCAAACUGAAAGCAUGGGAUGAAAGACACAAAGACGAGUGCAUCCGGGUGUCAGCAUCUGCAGAGGGCACACAGAAGAGGAUUGUGUUUAAAUUCCAAAAAGGCCCAAGGCCCUUGAGUGCCAUUUUGAAAUCCAGAACGCUCCCCGGGGCCUGGAGUGUCAAAUCCCAAAGAGUCCCCGAGCCCUUGAGCGUGGCAGAGAAGGUCUUACAGGGCCCAGUCAACCUGAAGGAAAACUACAGCUGUAACUGAUGGACACUAACAUUACACACACCCAAUAACAGCUGAACUACAAUGUUGUCUGCCUGACAUUACUUUAUAUACUUGGCUGAACACUGAAUGAUGAUUUUCUUCCAUAAUAAAUUCUCUUAUCGU